This is a messenger RNA of Capronia coronata CBS 617.96, 984 nucleotides long. RefSeq lists its product as uncharacterized. The coding region runs from base 1 to 984 and encodes 327 amino acids. The record is from RefSeq and is a predicted model, not a curated record. NCBI's taxonomy places the organism in Eukaryota, Fungi, Ascomycota, Eurotiomycetes, Chaetothyriales, Herpotrichiellaceae. The transcript is spliced from 2 exons.
AUGCUCCUCCCACCGCGCCUAGCGCUGUUCGCCCUCCUGGCCCUCCUCGGACCGUCCUAUGCGGCAAAGUCUGUGGCCGCAUCUUUCUGCAAAUGCAUCUGCUUCAACAACAGCACGAUUAUAGCCCUGAACCCACCGACGUCCUCGACACAGGCCUCCUCCCUCCACAGACUCGACAUACGCUCGUCACCUGGCGACACGGCCCUGAAUGCCGAUUCAUCAUAUACCUACGCCGAUACCCGCCGGGACGUCUGGAGUGAAUACUCACCAAAUCACGCGGAGAAAGACAGGAGAAGUCCUGCGUCAGGGGACAGCGAGAAAGAGGAUGGGGACGAGGCCAAAACGCCCUCGACGGGACACUCGCGCCCACACCACAAGCUGACCUGCACGGACUGCACGCGCGCGUUCUGUCUCGACUACAAUCUGCCUAUAUGCAAGAACGCGCGUGAGGAGGAUGUGUUCACCACGUGUUUCCAACGUGAUUCCCUCAAAGACGAAACGGUGGUGGUCGUCUUCAUCUUCGCCACCGCUGGCCUCCUCGCAUGGGCCCUGGUCAAGCCAUGGAUCGACCGCCUCCGAGACCGCUCUCCGGCAUUCAUCCCGCUUACGCAACAACCCAACGAUGAUCUUGCCAGGACAGGACAGACCGCUCGUUCGCGAUUGAACCGCAAUACAUUGCAUGGCGCCGGUGGAGGAGCUACGGCUACAACGAGUGGCAGUGGCAAUGACAAUGCCAUCGGCGGUGGGAACGGGAGUAGGAGCCGAAGCGGCGAAGGAAUGGGACCCGGUCAAGGGAUCAGCCUCCCAGCAGCAGCAGCAGCAGCAGCUGCUCCCACAGAAGGACUGCUGUUCUCGGAUCCGUCCGCUUCCUAUUUUUCCGAGUCUCCACCACCACACUACGGCAGACCCGGGAAUGGACUACUACAGCAAGUCCAUGCAGACCACGAUGCCGUUGAUAUUGUAUCGUCUGGAUCGGGGGUUUGA